Priapulus caudatus is the source of this 4943-nucleotide messenger RNA. RefSeq names its product protein zer-1 homolog. The transcript is spliced from 17 exons. Gene Ontology annotation, cellular component: Cul2-RING ubiquitin ligase complex. The record is from RefSeq and is a predicted model, not a curated record. Bases 207 to 2762 code for a protein of 851 amino acids. NCBI's taxonomy places the organism in Eukaryota, Metazoa, Priapulida, Priapulimorpha, Priapulimorphida, Priapulidae.
CUGACUACUGUUACAGUGUGAGUGUACGCACUCACUCACUGCACCGGUAAUCUGAUCAGGCUAUUAGUAUUACACACUAUUAGACAGGUACUACACGUCUUCCCUUUAUUAGAGUCGUAUCGUCACGUCACAACUGCGCGUACUACCGGUACUAGUACUGGUUCUACUAGAUGUAAAUAAACUAUGUGGACACGUUCAUUUUAAAAAUGGAGUGCCCGGAUAAUAGCGACCUAUUCCAACUGGACGCGCCUCUGCCGCUCGUAGAAAUCUGCCUCAAUCGGUGCGUCACGGACCUGCACACCUUCUGCAAAUGCCACCACCGGACGUCGGACGCGGGGCGCGCGUACCGGUUGUCUGGGGCGACGGCGCUGCCGACGGAGAUCUGCGAGCGUCUGCUGCGGACGUUCCUCUAUCGGCGGCGCUGCUACCGCAACCUCGACGAGAGCCAGCGCGACUUUGCGCCGCUCUCCGAGUUCCUGCUCAUAUUCGGCGACGCGACGCAGACGCCGCUGCAGCGCGCCAACUUCGCCGCGACGGAGCUCGACGACGCCGACAUGGCCGUCGUCGCGCGGCACCCGCUCGUCGAGCUCAACGUCGGAGGCUGCGCGCGGCUGACGCCCGCCGCGCUGCCCUUCAUCAGGGACCUGCGGCAGCUGCAGGUGCUGCGGCUCGGCGACAGCGCCGAGAAGCUGUUCCCUUGUCGCGACGGCGGCGGCGGCGGUAAGACGCGGGGACGGCAGGAGGAGGACGAGGGGUUGGCGUUGCGGUCGACGUCGCUGCGCAUGCUGACUCUGCAGCGUCUUGCAUGCCCCGACGCGGCGUCGCUGCUCGCCCGCACGCUCCUGCCGCUGCGGCAGCUUGUCUACCUGGAGCUCGCGCAGUGCAGCAACCUUGGCGACCUGUCGUACACGUUGCACCUGCAGAGCCUGCGCUUCCUCGUGCUGCCGAUGCACGACGCGCGGGAACUGCCCAACAUCGUUGACAGCAUCUGCCAGCUGAAGGCACUGCGGCAUCUCGACAUUUCUCAGAGCGAGGAGCAAGUCACAAUGAACUUCCAAAAGGCAGACGCCUUGCUGAAGCGCAUCGUGGACAGUCUGCCAAAACUGGUUUCACUCGACAUCUCGUGUACAGAGCUUGCUGGAUUAGAGGAAUCCGAGUCAACAGAGAUGGUUUAUCAUAAACCCAUGCCAAACGACCCAGAAGACUCUAACCUUACCUCCAGACCAACAGAGGCCUGCAUUAACAGUGACAUCAUCGCUUUGCGAGGACUACAGCGCCCCCUUGAGUUCCUCGGCUUGCUUAACUGUGUCAACGACCCCUGUCAUCGAGCGAACAUCCCUGCCCUCACGGUGGCUGGGGACGCAAACGAACAGCAAGUGUUGACGGCCGUUGAACACUACAUGGAGAGGACGGCGCAGUUGGUUCAUGCGCUAAACGAUCUCUUUCACCUAUUCAGAACCACGCCUGUGCACAACACACGCAAAUCCCUGCAGUUGGUAUUACUUGCAAUGGAGAAACACCACGCGGACAAGCUUGUACAGAUAUCUGGAAGUGCAUCACUCUUUUACAUCAUGAAAAGUGAAGAGAAGCAGAAGUUUACAGCCAAAGUUAACCGGAGGAUCAUCACUGCGCUACUCAAUGGCAUGGAGAAGUUUCUGGAACAAGGCUCAGUGAGCGGAAUUGGUGUACUGCGCAUAUAUUUUGCAAGCUGUAGAUGUGACGAGGACUUGCACGCUCCUUACUACUGUGUGGAGGGACGGCUGCCAUUGCAAAAACACGGUGUGCGACGCACUGUGCGAGAUCGGUGGAGCACCAUGUGGAACGUCACAGACGAAACGCCGGACAACUGUAGGAAGUUUCUAGAGAACAGGGGAAUGGAAUUCUUCACUUCCUGCCUACUGGCAUUCGAAGAAAAGGACGAGUUGCUACGUAACAUGCUGGGGUUGCUAGGCAACGUGGCCGAGGUCAUCGAGCUGCGAUGCCAUAUCAUGACAGAGGAGUACAUAUCCUGGUUCAAGUACGUGCGAUUGCAUCUGUUUGCAUACGAGAAGCUGGUGGAGAUCCUGCUGCGCACGGUGCAGCGCGACGACGAUGAGGACUUCAUCCAGCGCAUCAGCAUCUACCUGCUCAACAGUCUCGCCUGCCAGGUCGACAACCGCCAGCGCAACCUCAUCGGCGUUAAGGGCGGCAUCGAGGUCGACAACCGCCAGUGCAACCUCAUUGGCGUUAAGGGCGGCAUCGAGAUCAUGUUGAAGCUGGUGGAGGGACGGCUGCACAACAACACGUGUGACGACGUGAUGGAGAUCGCGUGGAGCACCAUGUGGAACGUCACAGGUCAGGUAUACAAUGCGGCGGGCAUCCUCGCCCACAUCGCGUCGGACGGCCGCGACGCGUGGACGAUCGCGGCGCCACCUCGUCACGAGGUGCUCGCGCGCAUGGCCGACACGAUCGAGCGCUGGAGCCUCACGAAACACCGCAACAUCAACUACAGGUCUUUUAAGCCGAUAUUAAGGCUACUGGUACACUAUGAUACGCCACAAGUGCAGCACUGGGCAGUAUGGGCACUGGCAAAUCUCACCAAAGUCUAUUCUUCCCGCUACUGUGAGCUGCUGAAGGAGGAGGGAGGGCUGGCGAUGCUUCGCGAGAUCGUCGACGACCCGCGGCCGUACGCGCGCAUCAGGCAGCUCGCCGACAUGGUGCUCGACAACUACCACAGCUUCGUAGACGAGCAGACGCACGCCGCCGACGCCGACGCGUUGUGACGCAGCUGGGGUGGCGCCCCCUGCAGGCACGAUUGUCACAGUGGCGUUCCCUGCACGUGCGGUAGCCGCGGUGAUGAUUCCUGGACACACAGGGCCACCGCGGAAGUGUGAAGCGCGAAGCUCGAUUGUAGCGGGUGGAUAGAAUCGUGAUGGGGGGGGGGGGGGGGGUGACGAUGACGAUGAAGCGCAAAUAUAAGUUGAAGCUGGUCCCACUGUGUGUACAGCCGACCUGGCCGCAGCAUGAUGUCCCGGAAGAUUGUCUCUGCGUGCAUGCAUGCGUGCGUGCGUGCGUGCGUGCAUGCAUGCGUGCGUGCGUGCGUGCGUGUAUUCGUCAGCCCCUUACACCAGCACCACAGUGAUUUCGGUUACUAAUUCUAUAGGCAUACGUGGAAAUGAUUGGGCUUUCAUAAGUAUGCUUGGUCACCCGGCAGUGACAGAUGCAUAGCUCUUAUUUUGUGUGAUUAGGGGAUCGGGCGUUUACGGAACAGACUGGGAAAUUCGUUACAGUGCAACCACGCGGCAUCAUCAUGUCAUGUUGCAUGUCGCUUGAACACCGUCUGGUGUUUGCUGCUCUAGCAAAAACUGUAUCCAUAUCCACUUAUAGACGGCUGUUUAAUGUAUCUCGUGAGAGUGCGCGUCAUUGACAUUGUUUACCGUUAAACACGCAUGCACGUGUGUUGGUAAUUGGAUGACUUUGCAUGCGGAACUACUUGCUCGGAGACAAGUAAAAUGGUUUAUCUAAACGGAAUCUAGUAACUUCCGUGAAACUUCCUUAUCUUAUUUCUGCUCACGAUUUUGUUUCGGUAUGGCAUGACGGAGGAUUGAGGCAUGUGCGUGGAGGCAUGCCGUAGCUUGUUCACCUCUUCAGGCUGUUACACUGUUUCGGUGUAGCACCUCUUACCUUGUUCUGUUGAACAUUUGUAGUAGGAACGUUGAUAAUUGCAGUCAGAUCUCAUACGACGUUGCAUCUUGACAGUGGCUUGCUUCACACAGUCCUAGUACAUAGUUGCAGCGGUGGGAAAUCUAUUAGGGGCAACGAGUGACCGUAGUUCUGAUGGACAUGAAUUUUAAAAGCUUUUAACAUUGUUUAAAACGUUAAUUUUGUGGCAAUUUUUGAUUGUUUUCGUGAAAGCAAUUGUUAUCGCCAUGCGAGAUUCGACGGCAAACCUGAAACGGAGCGUGGGAGACGGAGAGAGGGGGUAAGGUAAAUGGAGGUCAAUGUCGCAGCUGUGCGAAAUAUAAAUAGCUAAGUAAUUUCUUUGUGAAAAAUAUUACCUUGUGACUGUUAUUAUAAUCGUCGGCUGACUAGUUAGUGUAAUUUGCGAGUGCAUGCAGUAGUUAAUUUCGAAUCAUGUGUAUACACGGUUGUCAUCGAAUAGUUUUAUGUCAUUAUUAUUUAUGCGUUACAUGUAUACUAUAUUAAUUAUUUAAAGCAAAAAUUACAAUCCCAAAUCGCAUUUCUGUACGUUGUACUCGGAAGCGAUCAUUUAAUAUAAUGGACUGAGAAAACGUGUUGUUUAAGACACUUGUAUUUAUUGAACAUUGAAAUCUGAUGAGCUGUCUGUUGUCGACAUCUUAUUUAACUCUUUUUGCUGAAUGCCAAAGCUACCGUUAGCUGUACAGAAGCAAAGAGGCACUGCUAACGUUACAAUGCCUGCUAGUGAAAUCACCUAGCCUAGCUGUGAGUUGACAACAGGUGGAAACUCUAUAGUGACAUCUCAUCAGCACAUCCUUUAUUGGUUCUCUUCAUUUACUCCCCCAUCUGUUAAUGGGGGUAACAGAGAUUUUCCAACAUUACUUCCAUGUUCUCUGGUAGCGCCUAGCUGAUUAUCCCAUACUGUCGACUUAAUGGCAACAUAUUUUUACGACAGAUGGCAGCAGUGUCCGGUAUGAUUCCCGUAAAGCUGGCAGAAGCAUCUAGUAUGGCUAUGACGUCGUACGUCUAAAGUGUCAUUUGUCGAAUGUAUAUCGAAGUUGAGUGCUGUGCAAAAGCUGUGACAUUUUGGAGAUAUGAUAGUAAUAACUAUUUGUGAGCUGACAAUGUGCCUACUUCAUAUAUAGUUCGCAGGUGUAUAAAGGGACAUUAACAGCCGUUGCACUAGCGUGCAUCAACACACACCUACAUCGUAAUUAUUGUCUAGAAAUGUGUGCGUUUUAAGAAAAAGAAGAAAUUAAAAUGAA